CUAGACUCCAUUUUCCUGAGCUUAAAGCACUAGAUUGUUCUCAGGGAAAUAGUGUAAUUGACUCAUGCUUUUUAAUAUCAAAUGAGUAACCGACUGGAUUGCUUCUAAAUAUCCACUUCUGUAUCAAGAGAAAACACAAGCUUAUUUGUAAGCUGAAAGGAGGACAGGAGAGGUUGAAGACACAUAAUAUACAACAGAGAAAACAGAGUCUUGCCUUCUUGUGAACUUAAGUCAUGAGUUGGAUGUUCCUCAGAGACCUCCUAAGUGGAGUAAAUAAAUAUUCAACUGGGAUUGGGCGCAUCUGGCUGGCUGUCGUGUUCAUCUUUCGUUUACUGGUCUAUAUAGUGGCGGCAGAGCAUGUGUGGAAGGAUGAGCAGAAAGAGUUUGAGUGCAACACUAGACAGCCUGGCUGUGAAAAUGUGUGCUUUGACUACUUCUUCCCUGUCUCCCAGGUCAGACUUUGGGCUUUACAGCUGAUCAUGGUCUCCACUCCCUCUCUCCUAGUAGUUCUACAUGUGGCCUAUCGUGAAGGGAGAGAAAAAAAGCACAGAAAGAAACUCUAUGACAGCCCAGGCACCAUGGAUGGGGGCCUAUGGUACACCUAUUUGAUCAGUCUCAUUGUCAAAACUGGUUUUGAAAUUGGCUUCCUAGUUUUGUUUUAUAUGCUGUAUAAGGGCUUUAGCAUCCCCUACAUUAUGAAGUGUGAUUUGAAGCCUUGUCCCAAUACUGUGGACUGCUUCAUCUCUAAACCCACUGAGAAAACCAUUUUCAUCUUCUUCUUGGUCAUUACCUCGUGCUUGUGCAUUGUGCUGAAUUUCACUGAACUGAGCUUUUUAGUUCUCAAGUGCUUUAUUAAGUGCUAUCUCCAAAAAUAUUCUAAAAAGCUCAAGUCCUCAGUGUGUGAGUGCCACAACCUCAGAUAUGUUAAAUAUGGUGAGAUAGGGGUCCCUCCUCUACUCCAGAAUCAUGAUGAAGGCUUGGGCAUAGGCACACUCCAGCAGCCUGAAGCAAAGUAGUUUGCCAUACACAAGAGAAUUAAACAAAGAAAACCAGCAUCCCCCCUAAACAAGACCUAAACUAGCUUGGAAAACUAAGGGUGCGGGUUUUGAUAUUAUCUGAAAUUAAAGACUGCUUCAAUAUGUUCUCAGUUGUAAGCACUACACACAGGACUCAUUGUUUUGUGGUAGGGGUCUCUUAUGUGUAUACAUAAGUUGUUUUCAGUUAGUUAAUUGCAAAUUAGUCUAGAGAAAUACAACCAGCAACAUUCUUUCAAAGUUUAGAUCUAUCAGAAAAGCAACUAUGUAUUAGCUUUCUAUUUUUCUGUAACAACCUCACUACAAUUCAUGCACAAUGAAAAAUAAAAAAGUGGCCUUUCUGACAAAUACAGUGGCCUUUGAGCUGACAAGACACUGGCAAUCCCCCAAUUGGCAGCCAAGGCUCCACUCACUUGGUCCUAUUUAACCUCUGUAGAGAAGGACUGUGGUAUAGCAGCUGUAACGGGCACACAGAGGCACACCUAAUGAGAAAGCCCAACCUGAGAAAGCUGAGAGCCCACAAGUCCGCAGUUUAGGUAUCCUUGGAUAAAAGUGGACCAGAGGAGAGGUGAGAAAAGCCAUCAUUUAAGAGAUCUCCAAGUGAAGCACAAAUCCUACUGGAAAAUAUCCUACUGAAACCUUCAGUCAUGGGGAAGGAAGUACCAUAGCAGUACACUGAUAGGGAGCAAGGGAAGUCACAAAAAAAGAGUAUGCCCACUUGAUAAUCAUUUAAAUCUUUUCUUUAGUCACAAAAACACAGAAUUACUUUGUAAAUUUCCAUAUUGUUAGAACUUUUUAUGACCAGAAAUUUAUGAUGUAAAUAUAUAUAUGACACAAUUUGCUUAUAGUAGCACAUCUUUAGAAUAAUAAAACAUGUACUAUGCUAUGACAGUGGAUCAAAUAAUGUAAAAAAGAAAAUGCACUAUCAUUUGUUUUGAAGACUGGAAUUUUUUUCUUUUUUCUUUUUUAAUUCAUAAUAUAUUCUUUGAAUUUGAUACUUUAACAUAUGUGCAUUGCUCAAGAACAAAAAUGUUUUGCAAUGGUAUUUGGCUGCCAUUGAUAUCUUCACUUGACUUUACUGAGUAUUAUUCUAUGAAAAAAUUUUUUUCUGAGAAUUUUAGAACAAUAUUUUCAACACUGCUUUGUAAAGACAGCUCAGAAAUCAUUCAAUUCUCUUCGGAAUUUCUUAAUAGAAAUUAUAAAAUGUAAUUUUAACUAAAACCAAUUAUUCAUGUCUUCUAUGUCCUGACAGCCUCAGAAUAAAAUGUCUCCUUAAAAUUCAUGUGCAGUGAAGGUUAUUUGGGUUAUUAUGUAGUCUACAGACCAUCUGACCAAUAGUGGUCAUAAUGUCUAUCUUAAAGUCUGUCUUGGACAACAGAAAGAUGAACUUUGUGGUUUCCCUCUUUCUUCAAUUUAUACCACAGAUCACUGGGACUUAAGAACUUAUAACCCCUUGCAAGCACAAGGCCCUGGGUUCAAUCCCUAGUAUCACACACACACACACACAAAACAAAAACAAAAACAAAAACAAAAAACUUACAACCAUAUGCCUUACCAUUUAACAUGAAAACAUCUAGCCUUCAUAAUUGCAGGUAAAGGGCUGGGGAUAUAUCUGUUGGUAGAGUGCUUGCUUUGCAAGCACAAGGCUGUGGGUUCAAUCCCCAGCACUAAAAAAAAAAAAAAAAAAAAAAGGUCUACAUAAAUGUAGGUAACCAUGGGUUCUUUUUUUCAACCAUAGGCAGUCAAGAGGUUUAAGAUUUUGAGAUCUGAGCCUGACACAGAAUCUAGAAAACAUGAUUGCAGGAGAGAAACUGAAUAAAGACAAGGAGCUUUUUAACUCCCCAAAUUUGACAUGUGUGCACAAACAUUUGUAUAAACAGGGGGGAAACUAUGAAGAGAUCUUAAGACUAGUUUCAACAAGAGAAAGAGCUUUUUUUUUUUUUAAUUCUUACUGUUUU
Molecule: messenger RNA, 2992 nt
Organism: Sciurus carolinensis (gray squirrel)
Lineage: Eukaryota; Metazoa; Chordata; Mammalia; Rodentia; Sciuridae
Gene: Gjb7
Product: gap junction protein beta 7
Exons: 3
Coding region: 234-1016 (260 amino acids)
Biological process (GO): cell communication
Cellular component (GO): connexin complex
Source: RefSeq, a predicted model, not a curated record